UACUUUAGUCCUCUAUGGAUCUGUGUAACUUUCAGAUCACAUGCUAAUACAUAUUACCAAAUAAUUUCAGUUUUCUCACAAGAUGACGUAUACGUUUUAAUUAUAUGUAUUAGGUUGUCCCGAAAGUUUCUUUCGCGAGUUGCACUCAAUUAUUUUAUGUGGUCGCGUUUAUGUAAAUAGACAAUCUAAUUUCAUAGAUAUUCAUGUUGUAACAGUAAUGGAGCAAAAUGAAUCGUGCACGAUUCAAUAAUGUAACAUAAAACAUAAACUAUUGUGCACGUAUUACUUAUUAAUAAAGCGAAAGAAACUUUUGGAACAACCUAAUAUAAUGUCUCUGAUAACCAAUAAUAAUACUAAUGACGAUUGGCAGCACUGUCAACCUGAAAUAUCAAAGUAAAUGCCUUGCAAGUUGCCUACAGAACAAAUUUGACCUACAGUGGUUUACGUAACAAAAUGUCGAGUGAAUCUAGAAUGACAAAAAAAAAAGAAUAAUAAAGAACAGAUGAUCGAAUCUAAAUAUUCAAGAAUUAAUUCCUGCGCCUAACAUCUGCCAAAGUCGAAGUCAAACAAGAUGCACUUCGAAAUAGCGUUCAAGCACUGGCUGUAUGUAACCUCAGUGCUUUUCUAAAAGAAAAAAAAAAGGCGAAGACACGAGAAUUCGCGAGACACGCGAAUCGUUUCCUCGCACGCCUACGGUUUGCAUUCACGCGGUGCUUCUAGGCUAGGGUACGAGAAAUACGGUCAGCUCUGAAACGGCGAAGGAAUGCCACGUUUCCCCACUCUGGUCGCAUGCCCGUACCACUCCUGCCCCCGGCCCGCUGUAAAUUGUGUAGAAGUGGAAUCCCCACCUCAUAGGCAGAAGCACCUGUUGCGCAGCUACCUGUUUUACUCGAUCCAUGGGUCCGUUUCUCUCUCUCCAUCUCUUUCUCUUUCUCUUUCUCUCAGUAUCGUGCACGGUGUCACGGCAGUAGGACGGUGUCUCCAAUCACGGUGGUGAUUCUUCGAUAAAGGGCAACGACUCGCAAAGUGAAAAUAAUGUUUCCUUAUGCACGUCGUAUGGAGCCGUGGUGAACAGUGCCGGGAUUCUGGUCUCUCCGUCUCGUUCAGCGCGAGAAAUUUCACCGAGAGGAAAACGGGCUACGUGCAAGCCGAGUUGGACAUGCAUCGAAGGAGUGUUUGAGAAGGAGCAAUGGAGGACGAGCCACGGGAUACCUGUUUCGGGGCAGGAAGCGUGGCAGGGGCUGUGAUCGGUACUUUCCUCACGACGAUUCUCCUGCUCGUCGUUGCCGCGCUCGUUUACAGACAGUGGCGUAAACACAAGGGUAAACACUUGGUCCUAGUGACAGACCCAGAAAUCGUUGAAGAAGCUUAUGCCUUCGACAAUCCUUGUUUUAAGGAUGUCUCAGCAACGUCUACUAAUCGAAGCCGAGAAGGCCUGGUAUCUGUGGCACCCAGAGAUACUCCAGGUAAAGAUUCUGUACGAUGGUCUACUUCUUGGACGUCCUUGGGCCUGGGAUCAACUAACCGCAAUGAUAAAAGAAAAACACUCGAUGAUUCUUGUCUUGGACCGAAAGCCACAAAGGUUAACGUAGUCAGCUUGAAGAGUCGAGAUUUCACAGGAUUGGGAUUCAAUAUUUGCGGCAACAUGAGAGAGGGGAUCUUUGUCAAAGAUCUCUUACACCGUGGGCCUGCAUCUGAAUCUGGACGAAUACAUCCCGGUGAUCGCGUGGCCAGCGUGAAAAUAAGCUUCCGAAACAUGGUGUACGAGGACGCCCUAACGAUUCUAAGCUACGCCUCGCCAUACGACGUGAAACUGGAGGUAGAAAGCGGAGGAAGUGGAUCGAAACCGACCACACUGUUGAAGAAAAGCGUCGGUCCGAGCGCAGCGAGGAUCUGCCACCCUCUCUACCGAAGCCAAUCGAUCCCGGAGCUCUCGCAAUCCAAGAUCGUCGCGAAAAGGCUCUUCAUAGUCGAUCCGAACGAAUCCAUCAGCUCCAAUUACUCCACGAUGAAUUCCACCCUGAAAUCCUGCAUGUCUACUCCAAGCAACCAAACGUUCGAGAAACGCCACGAAGAAUCGAAAGGCAACCAUCAGAAAUUCGGUAUCAAGGUUCUGCCAGCUCUCGACGGCACGGUUCAUCGUAUCGAGAAUCAGAACGAGCACAACACGAACCUCGAGAGAAGAAACUCCAAGAAGAUGGACACGGAGAAGCAUCUGUCGAACAUGGCCAAGGCUACUUUGAUCGACAGGAAGGAAGAAGCUCAGCGUCAACAGACUUCACAGGUAAAUCCACCUAAAAUAAAAAACGACGUUCCUCCAGCGCGUAGCGUCGAUACAUUAGAUAAAGGUGGAAAAGACACGGAUGGAUCGUUUCGUAUGCCCUCGGAGGUGCCCACAGAGGUGCACAAUGCAGCCAUGGCCGCGCGUAGGAAUCGAAAGAACAGUUCGGAACUGCUAAACGUGCAGAAGAACGUUGAGUCUGUGGAAACGGAGGACCAGAAGAAUGUACAAAAGAAUAAAAGGAAAGCUCCGCCACCUCCGAAAGGGAACGAGACAGAAAGUGCUUCGCCUUCCAAAAAGGAUUUAUCCCUAAAAGCUUACGACUCGAAGAAGGAGGACGAGAUCAACAGCAUCAUCGAUUAUUCAGAAUCGUUAACAGAUUACGUGAACAAGGUGCGCGAAAAUGUGGAGAAAACCGAUUGUAAGACGGACUUCGACGAACCGAAGAUGGAGACUUUGAUAAUAGAUGGAAGGCAUUCGGAGUCUGACACAGACAGCGAGAUACAGAACAGUUUCACGACCAUAGAAUUAAAUUCUGCUGAUAUUACCAUUCAUCGAACACCCGUACCAGAGACGAACAACGACGAGGACGAUGAGGAUGAUGUUUAUAGAAAGGCAGCAAGCCUGGGUGAUCUGUCCAAGUACGAAUGUCGAACAUCUGCCACUCUGGAAAGAGCUCAGAGCCUGGACAUGACGGACACAGGCACGAAAAAGCGUAAGGCACCGCUUCCUCCGGAGGAUAUCAACGAGUCUACCGAGGACUUGACUAAACUCGACCAAAUGGACACCUUCGACAGACGACUGCUAAAGAAGUCGAACGAGUGGGGAAAUUUAGAGGACGUAGUCUGGCGCAAGACGCAGGAUUCAGAGGACAGGUCGAAGAAACCUAGAACUGGUAAGAAGAGCAACGAUCCUCUGGAACGAUCCACGUCGGCGAUAGAAAUUAAGUUAAAACGCGAUACGUCCGAGUCGGGAGACGAAGAUCCAAAAGAUGACGAACCUGUCGAGUUCUACAACCUUCCCCUUAGCAUGAGGCUCACGGAGGAGUUCAUUCGCACCGAGCGUAUGUUCAAUCCUGACGAAGACAACUCGUUGGCGAGAAUCGUCAACGAUGGCGAGGUUGUUAAAAGUCCCACGAUCGAAGAGGUGGAGUUGAAGUUCAAGCAAGAAACGUCACUGCCUGAAGACUUCAACGACGACAGCGUCAUCGUGGACGAGCAUUCCUCCGACGAGGACGAGAGAAGGCCGAGCAAGGAUUUUGGUAAGGCUCUGAAGCGCUUCGAGAUGUACUCUGAGAAACCAGCGAGCAUCUCAGAGUCCUCCAAGCAGGAUCUGUUCCGUUUCAAGAACUGGAAGGAGGAUACUUCGUUGGACGGCAAGAAACCCAUCGAGGAGGAGCCAAUGACGAAGAUUAAUAUAAAAAGAGGAUGCCACGCGUGCGGGGACAACUGCAACCGUCACGAGACGUGCAAGAAGAAGGCCUUCUCUUCGAAACGUUCGUCCACGCCGAUACCCUUGCAAGACUACUCCUCCAAUUCGGCUGAGGGUAACGGUUCCGACUCGAUCACGAUGCAGGACGACGAAGAAGCGAACUCGAGCCCCCACACGCACGGGUCCCCGCUUAAACACAGGGAAAACGCAACCGAGACAUCGUCGAUCGAUGGCAAAUCAAGGCGAGUCAUCGAGGUUCCCACUAGUCAAAGAAUGGACAGGGAGAACGACGAGGAUGAGGACGAGUACGAAUUCGGUUCCGGUGUGACUGUAAACAGCAAAAAUUUGUUCGACCGCGAGGACCGUCGCAAUAUAAACAAUAUCAGUGUCUCGAGUGGUGAAAACAGUGAGGACAGCGGAUUGGUGGGUGAAUCGAUGGACUACAAUCCGCAGGACUUCGACGGUCGGUCAGCUCUGACCAACACGCCGCAGAAAAUGACUUACAUCACAGAGAUCAAGCUCUCGGCCGACAAGGAUAAAGCUCAGGAAAAGGACAACAGCGAAAUGGUAACCGCGACACGUGCUAAGGAGAAGAUAUCGGUACAAAGUGAAAUCAAAACGACGUCGAACGGAAAGACUGCUUCGAAUAAAAAGCCACCGGUCCCGCCGAGAAGAACAGACAUCGCCAAGUCGAAUAAAAAGGGAAACGCCGAGGGCAAACAAGUAAUUUAUGUGUCCGAGUACAAGCCCAACGAGUCGAAGGGAUCCGAUGAUUCGGAUUCGAAACAGGAAGUCAAGGAGAGUGGUUCAAAGAAAUUGGAUCAGUGGACAUUUUUCGAUGAUAAAGAACAGAAUCGAUGAGAAUGAAAGAUCGGUCACCUUGAGGUUGUUUGUCGACAAUGUUCUCGAAUAUGUAAUACUAAUGAACGAGUCGUGAGCUGUGGAUACAGCUUGAAUUGAGAUAGACGUUGUUGUCGUCUUACCCUUCGAAAUUGGUUCGGAAAGUUUCGAGGAAGGCAAAAGUUUGGAAGAAGGCAGAGGAAGGCGAAGCUGUAGAAAGGCAGACGUUGCAAUCGACAUUGGAAAUUUAGCCUCUUGAGGGACGAAUGGUGGGCUAGUUGAAUACACAGAGAGUAAAGCGAUUUUUGUAUCUAUAAAUCAAUUUUGACACUUUACUGACCAGUAGCCUAUUAAUGGGAAUUUUGCAAGGACAAUCAAUACUUUGUUAUCUAUUAUUGUGAUAAUAUUUUAUGCUCCCAUCAUUAUAUGAAUUAUGAACUAUUAUGUAAAUAUUAAUCAUAAAACGACUCUAAUGAUUAAAAGAAAUAUUGAAUAAUACUAAUGGUAUUAAAAUACAAAACACUAUUGAAUUUAAGUACAUAUCCCUUCGCUACUGGUCGAUAAAGUAUUACCAUACAAAUAUACUAUUUCACUUUAAUAUGGUUAUACUUUUGAAUUCUAAAAAUUAUUGUGAUUGUAAUGGUCAUUUUGAUAUAAAAGGAAAUGCACACAUGUGUAUCAGUAUCCCUCAAGAGGUUAAUAUCGUAAAGUAGAAGAACAAUUCUAAUAUACUGUACUCAACCUUUAUCGCAUAGACGAAUCAGCUGUCGAUCGGUAUUGUACCUAUAACAUUACGCUCAUCCCGAAUAGAUCUGUUCUUCAACUAGUCGAAAAGUUCGAUUUAGUAUCUCCUUCCAUUCUCUGAAAAGACUGGCCCCUGUUUAAAAAUAUGUUUUUGAUGUUUUGAUGAAAGCGUUUACUUGUUGUAAUUAAAUUGUAUUUAUAUUUCAAUGUGUUUCUUGUUUUUAAAAAUUAUCGUAAUUAGAAUUUGUAUUAUACAUGAAUUGCAUCUUUAUAAGGUAGUACAGUAUUAUGAAGUAUCAUACGUAUCAAGAAUCAUGCAUAUUCCAUGUAUACCCUGUUUUUGCAAUAGACACUACUGAUUGUUACUAUUCGAGACUAAAGUAAUUUUAAAAAGCGUUCCAAAAAUAUUAUACAUUCGAAUAAUAACAUAUAGUCGAUAUCAACAUUUUUGCGACUGUUGGUGUUUUUGUAUAGCAUGUACUUGUAACUCAAUUAUAUGUUUACAAUCAUCUUACAUGGUUAUAAUAGUAUGCACUUUCUGCACGAUUUCUGGGACCAAGAUUCUUGUUAUUAUGUGAUGCUUCCAUAACUUGAUCGACGCGAGCUCAAUGCGAGGCAAAAAGGUGUACAAAGUAUACAAAUUACUUGAAACUUGUAAAAAAUAUACAAUUUUUAUAUAAACGAUUGUUAUGACGUUUAAAAAUUUAUUAAGUUGUAUUUUACGUCGACGUGAAGUUGACGGUAUCAGGGUAACAUGAGGCAAAGCAGGAGAUUUAAUAACAAUAUAAAAUAAUGUUAUUACAGCGUAUAAAUAUUGUAAGAUGUCAACGUUACUUAAUUAACACGCGUAAGAAAUAAAUAUGACGAGUGGAGGAAUUGCCAUUUUCAAAAUAUACUGACAUUUUAAUAAGCACAAUGUUUUUAAUCUCGUCAUUUGUAAGAUAAUGAGAAAAGUUAACGAAAAAUUAAGAAAAGGUUAAAUAGAAAGGAAGUUCCAACUAAACUAAAAUGAUUCUGUCUUUGUCAUUGAAAUUCCAUAUCUUUUUAUCUAUUGAAAAAUU
This is a messenger RNA of Hylaeus volcanicus, 6357 nucleotides long. RefSeq lists its product as uncharacterized. The transcript is spliced from 4 exons. NCBI's taxonomy places the organism in Eukaryota, Metazoa, Arthropoda, Insecta, Hymenoptera, Colletidae. Gene Ontology annotation, molecular function: protein binding. The record is from RefSeq and is a predicted model, not a curated record. The coding region runs from base 1190 to 4573 and encodes 1127 amino acids.